UCGGUGUGUAACUCGGUGGUCCUGAAGUCUAGGAGUCGUGUACAUUUUGCUUUCCCUGGCUCUCGAGCGCUUCCCCCCUAGCGGGUGGGAGUGCAGGGACGGAAGCGCGAGAUGAGCACCAUGUUCGCGGACACACUGCUCAUCGUUUUUAUCUCCGUGUGCACGGCUCUGCUCGCCGAGGGUAUAACUUGGGUCCUGGUUUACAGGACAGACAAGUACAAGAGACUGAAGGCAGAAGUGGAAAAACAGAGUAAAAAAUUGGAAAAGAAGAAAGAAACAAUAACGGAGUCAGCUGGUCGACAACAAAAAAAGAAAAUAGAGAGGCAAGAAGAAAAACUGAAGAAUAACAAUAGAGAUCUGUCAAUGGUUCGAAUGAAAUCCAUGUUUGCAAUUGGCUUUUGUUUUACUGCCCUGAUGGGAAUGUUUAAUUCCAUAUUUGAUGGUAGAGUGGUGGCAAAGCUCCCUUUCACCCCCCUUUCCUACAUCCAAGGACUGUCUCAUAGAAAUCUGCUGGGAGAUGACACCACAGACUGUUCCUUCAUCUUCCUGUAUAUUCUCUGUACCAUGUCAAUUCGACAGAACAUCCAGAAGAUUCUUGGCCUCGCCCCUUCACGAGCUGCCACCAAGCAGGCAGGUGGAUUUCUUGGCCCUCCACCUCCUUCUGGGAAGUUCUCUUGAAAUCAAGAAGAACCCUGAAUUCCUGUCAUUCUUUUUAGACAUUCAAAUCAGACUGGC
Sus scrofa (pig) is the source of this 735-nucleotide messenger RNA. RefSeq names its product transmembrane and coiled-coil domains 1 (gene TMCO1). Gene Ontology annotation, cellular component: endoplasmic reticulum membrane; endoplasmic reticulum; cytoplasm. Lineage: Eukaryota; Metazoa; Chordata; Mammalia; Artiodactyla; Suidae. Gene Ontology annotation, biological process: endoplasmic reticulum calcium ion homeostasis. Gene Ontology annotation, molecular function: calcium channel activity. The record is from RefSeq and is marked provisional.